CAGCAGUCAUGCAGCAGUGGAGAUACCAGCUGCACGUAGAAGAAGAACUUCUUCUACGUGCAGCUGUUUCUGCCCAUGGCCGUCCAGUCCACACUUCAGUCCUUCCUUCCUUGAUUUUUUAAAACACAUUCAUUGAAGAUGUCAGAAGAUCUGCGGUCCGAGCUGGAGAAAUACCUGCAGACUUUAAACAUCCAGACGACCUGCGUGGAGCACCCGCCGGUGUUCACGGUGCAGGAGAUGAUGCCUCACCUGCAGCAGCUGAGCGGCGCCGUCACUAAGAACCUCUUCCUGAAGGACAAGAAGAAGAAAGGCCUGUUUCUGGUGUCGGCGCGCCACGACCGCCAGGUGAACCUCAACGACCUCGCAAAGAAGCUCGGUGUCGGCAGCGGAAACCUGCGCUUCGCAGACGAGGUGGCCAUGUUGGAAAAACUCAAGGUGGGUCAGGGCUGUGCCACGGCUCUGGCUCUGCUCUUCGACCAGGACCAGAGUGUGCAGUGUGUUCUGGACCGGGACCUGGUGGAGGGGGGGCACCACAUGGUCUACUUCCACCCCAUGACCAACGCCGCCACCGUGGGGCUGCGGCCGCACGACCUGCUGCGCUUCCUCAAGGAGACGGGACACGAGCCCAUCCUGCAGAGCUUCGAGUAGGACGUGGACCUGGACCUGGACCUGGACAUGGGUUCAGAACUGAACCUGGACCUGGACCAGGACCUGGAUCUGGACCUGGAUCUGGACCUGGGUUCAGAACUGGACCUGAGCAGCCUGCAGGGUUUGAACUGGACUUGCAAAUAACCUGCAGAGAGAAAUGUAUCAGAAAUAUAUUAUACAUGUUUUAACAUAUUUGAUUAGAAAGUAAUCUAUAAAAUGUUAGAGUUUCAAAAUUAAAGAUAUAAUAAGUUG
Molecule: messenger RNA, 900 nt
Organism: Cottoperca gobio
Lineage: Eukaryota; Metazoa; Chordata; Actinopteri; Perciformes; Bovichtidae
Product: prolyl-tRNA synthetase associated domain-containing protein 1-like
Exons: 4
Coding region: 139-648 (169 amino acids)
Molecular function (GO): aminoacyl-tRNA deacylase activity
Source: RefSeq, a predicted model, not a curated record